Molecule: messenger RNA, 5232 nt
Organism: Ahaetulla prasina
Lineage: Eukaryota; Metazoa; Chordata; Lepidosauria; Squamata; Colubridae
Gene: DHX38
Product: DEAH-box helicase 38
Exons: 26
Coding region: 16-3957 (1313 amino acids)
Biological process (GO): mRNA splicing, via spliceosome
Cellular component (GO): spliceosomal complex; intracellular anatomical structure
Molecular function (GO): RNA binding; ATP binding
Source: RefSeq, a predicted model, not a curated record
GGCGAGGCUUCACGGAUGGGCCUCUGCCCAGCCCAGGAAGUUCAGAGGCAGCGGCUAGAACGGCCGUCCGCUGCUCUAUGGCGGAAAGAGGGCCAGAGGGACACCGCCGCGGGGCAUUCUGGGACGGCCGCCGCCGGCCCCGCUCCGUCCGGAAGAGGAAGCGUCGCGCAAGGGCCCAUGGAGGAGCGCGCGGAGGCGGCGGCUGCGGAGGCCUCGCUGCACCGGCUGGCCGGGCUCGCGCCCGAGGGGCAGGUGGGGGGGCUGGUCAAGCGCCGCAGCGCCGCCGAAGAGCAGCACGUCUUCAAGAUCCCGGCGCCGCGCGCCUCCCUGCUGGGCCUCGACCUGCUGGCCGCCCAGAAGCGCCGCGAGCGGGAGGACCGGCCCGUCAAGAGGCCCCGCGGCGGCAGCGCCGCCGAGGAGGGCGCGGACGAGCCACCCGGGCAGCCGCCGGAGGAGCCGGGCGACGGGGCGGGGCGGGGCGGCCGCCGGCGCAGGGACAGGCAGUACCGCUCGGCCCAGGCGGAGACGCCAUCGAACCCGGGGGGCGUCAGCGAGGGCUUCUGGGAACGCAGCCGGCAGCGGGAGCGCGAGCGGCGGGAGCAGGGCGUCUUCGCCUCGUCCAAGGAGAAGGAGCGCCGGAGGGAGCAGGAGCGCAAGCGCGACCGAGAGAGCCGCGGCCGGCGCAGCCCGCGCGCCGAGAAGGACGGUUCUUCGGAGAGGAGCAGGAGCGCCCCGAGGACCGAGCCGGAAAGCCCGCGACAGCCGCCCAAAGAUGCAGCCACGCCAUCGCACUCCAGCUGGGAGGAGGAAGACAGCGGUUACAGCGGGUCCCGCCGCUCCCAGUGGGAGUCUCCAUCCCCGGCUCCCUCCUGCCGGGACUCGGAGCGGAGCCACCGGAGCCCUGCUCAACCUCGGGAGAGCGAGAGACGAGGCGACCGCGAAAGGUCCAGCAGGGGCCUGGAAGAGACGCCUUUGCCCACCCCUACCUACAAAUACAAUGAGUGGGCUGACAACCGAAGGCAUUUGGGUGGACCCCCUUGGCUCUCCAGAGGCAGGGGGAGAUGUGAGGAUGGGGAAGACGGCAUUGCGUUUGAAACGGAGGAAGAACGGCAGCAAUGGGAAGAUGAUCAGCGGCAAGCUGACCGGGACUGGUAUAUGAUGGAUGAGGGCUACGAUGAGUUCCACAACCCUCUGGCUGCCUCCUCAGAGGAGUACGUGAGGAAGCGUGAGCAGCACCUGCAGAGGCAAAAGCAGACACGCAUCUCAGCUCAGCGCAGGCAGAUCAAUGAGGAUAACGAACGCUGGGAGACCAACCGCAUGCUGACGAGUGGUGUGGUGCAUCGGCUGGAGGUGGAGGAGGACUUUGAGGAGGAUAAUGCUGCCAGGGUGCAUCUCUUAGUGCACAAUCUGGUACCUCCUUUUCUGGAUGGGCGCAUUGUUUUCACCAAGCAGCCUGAGCCCGUCAUCCCUGUCAAAGAUGCCACCUCUGACUUGGCCAUCAUUGCCCGUAAAGGCAGCCUGUUGGUGCGGAAGCAUCGGGAGCAAAAAGAGCGCAAGAAGGCCCAGCACAGGCACUGGGAGCUGGCAGGUACAAAACUUGGGAACAUAAUGGGCAUAAAGAAGGAGGAGGAGGAAUCGGGUCAAGUCCUGGCUGAGGAUGGCACGGUGGAUUACAGGACAGAACAGAAGUUUGCUGGACACGUGAAAGAGAAGAGUGAGGCAAGCAGCGAGUUUGCCAAGAAAAAGUCAAUUGUGGAGCAGAGGCAGUAUUUGCCCAUCUUCGCUGUUCAGCAAGAACUUUUGACAGUUGUCAGAGACAACAGUAUUGUGAUUGUGGUGGGAGAGACGGGCAGUGGCAAAACAACGCAGUUGACGCAGUACCUACACGAGGACGGCUACACGGACUAUGGCAUGAUUGGCUGCACACAACCACGCCGAGUGGCGGCCAUGUCCGUGGCCAAACGUGUUAGUGAGGAGAUGAACGUGGCCCUUGGGGAGGAGGUGGGCUACGCCAUCCGCUUUGAGGACUGCACGUCAGAGAGUACCGUGAUUAAGUACAUGACGGACGGGAUCUUGCUUCGGGAGUCUCUGCGUGAAGCUGAUCUUGACCAUUACAGUGCCAUCAUCAUGGACGAGGCUCAUGAACGCUCGCUCAAUACGGAUGUGCUGUUUGGCCUCCUGCGAGAAGUGGUAGCCCGUCGCUCAGAUCUCAAGCUGAUUGUUACCUCAGCCACCAUGGAUGCAGAGAAGUUUGCAUCUUUCUUUGGAAAUGUGCCCAUCUUCCACAUUCCAGGCCGCACAUUUCCUGUGGACGUUCUCUUUAGUAAGACUCCGCAAGAAGACUAUGUGGAGGCAGCAGUGAAGCAGGCCCUGCAGGUUCACCUCUCCAGUGCCCCUGGAGAUAUCCUCAUUUUCAUGCCAGGCCAGGAGGACAUCGAGGUUACGUCUGAGCAGAUUGUGGAACACUUGGAAGAGCUGGAAAACGCUCCUGCUCUGGCUGUACUACCAAUUUACUCUCAGCUACCCUCAGAUUUGCAGGCCAAGAUCUUCCAGAAGGCACCAGAUGGAGUCAGGAAGUGUAUUGUGGCCACCAAUAUUGCAGAAACCUCGUUGACAGUUGAUGGGAUCAUGUUUGUGAUCGACUCCGGAUAUUGCAAACUGAAGGUCUUCAACCCACGGAUUGGCAUGGAUGCCCUGCAAAUCUAUCCAAUCAGCCAGGCUAAUGCAAAUCAGCGCUCUGGCCGAGCUGGAAGGACAGGCCCAGGUCAGUGUUUCAGGCUGUACACCCAGAGUGCAUACAAGAAUGAACUGCUGACCACCACUGUCCCCGAGAUCCAACGUACCAAUCUGGCCAAUGUGGUGCUGCUUCUCAAGUCUUUAGGGGUGCAGGAUCUGCUACAGUUCCACUUUAUGGAUCCCCCUCCAGAAGACAACAUGCUCAACUCAAUGUAUCAGUUGUGGAUUCUUGGGGCGCUUGAUAAUACAGGUGGUCUGACAUCGACUGGACGUCUGAUGGUGGAGUUUCCCCUUGAUCCAGCCCUCUCCAAGAUGCUGAUCGUUUCUUGCGACAUGGGCUGCAGUUCUGAGAUCCUGCUGAUCGUCUCCAUGCUCUCAGUUCCAGCCAUUUUUUACCGGCCAAAAGGUCGGGAGGAAGAAAGCGACCAGGUGCGAGAGAAGUUUGCUGUUCCCGAGAGCGACCACUUGACUUACCUGAAUGUUUAUCUCCAGUGGAAAAAUAACAGUUAUUCAACGCUCUGGUGCAAUGAGCACUUCAUUCAUGCCAAGGCCAUGCGCAAGGUGCGGGAGGUGCGAGCGCAACUGAAGGACAUUAUGGUGCAGCAACACAUGAGCCUGGCUUCCUGUGGCACCAACUGGGACGUGGUUCGCAAGUGCAUCUGUGCUGCUUACUUUCACCAGGCUGCAAAACUGAAGGGCAUCGGGGAAUACGUCAACAUCCGCACAGGGAUGCGCUGCCAUUUGCACCCUACCAGCUCGCUUUUUGGGAUGGGCUACACUCCCGACUAUAUUGUCUACCAUGAACUGGUGAUGACCACCAAGGAGUACAUGCAGUGUGUCACAGCUGUGGAUGGGGAAUGGCUGGCUGAAUUGGGGCCCAUGUUCUACAGUAUCAAGCAUGCUGGCAAGUCUCGUCAGGAGAGCCGUCGGCGAGCCAAGGAAGAAGCCUCUGCCAUGGAAGAAGAGAUGGCUCUGGCGGAAGAACAGCUCCGUGCUCGCCGAGAAGAACAGGAGCGUUGUAAUCCGAUGGGCAGCGUCAGGUCUAGUCACAAGGCUCCCCCACUGUCCAUCAACUGGCAGUGGGCUGUUUCACUGAAGCUGGCCUGGAGCCCACCUCUCCAGCAGAUUCAGAAGCAGGAAGAAGCCACAGCGGUGAGGGCAGGCCACCCCUGGCCCAAGCACCUGCAACAUGGAGGAGAGCUCUCCCUUGACACUCGGUAAUCAGAGACCCAGAAGCUCCGUCCCAUUGGGAAGAUGUGCAAGCAUCCUACUCCUUGAUUGCUCAUCAGUGAGCCGACUCCUGCCCCACCCCAUGGGGCACUAAGCCAGGCCUGGGAAGAGGGUGCCCCAAAGUUGCACCCUCAACAAACCUGUGCUUGAGAGCCCGGACCAGGAAAGAGGAAGAGAAAAGCUGCUCCUCCUGCCCCAACAGGUCUGUUCCCUUCCCAGCCUAGUCACCUCGAAUCCUUCCAGCUCUUUAAUUAGAGAGCAGUGGGCCCUUUGGAAGGGGGACAGAGAUACAACUGCCUCACAGGACAAGAUCUUCCCAAGCACAGAGAGCAUUCGGAGAAGCUUAGAGGAAAGUACCGUUGGGAAUUCUGUGGCCUCACACCAAAUGAAAAGGAAUAAAUGUGGAGACACCCGGCUGAAGACACAAUGAGAGUGAAAGUGAUGGCUGGGGAGAGGGAGAGCUUCUCUUUCAGAGACCCUCUCACAGGCAGCAAAAGCCCCAUAAUGCAGGACAGGAAGAAAAAGCAGAUGGUCAAGCAAAGGGAGAGGCUCUUGCACCCUUUGCAGUGGCUGAAGCAGAAAGGGAAGCCAGGCCCAUUGAUGUCAUGACAACCCUCAGAAGAACCUCCAAAGCACAGGGCAAUGGCGAGGGGAGCCAGUGAGGCAGGAAUCAGGGAAGAACUAUCCUGUACAAUUAGAGGAAGGGGGGGAAAUCACACCUGCCACGAAUGCCUGCAGCCUGGAUGGGAAAGGCUAAGCUGGCCAGGCUUCUGCGCCCUCAGCUCCUAAAGGCCUGGGCUGGGCAUGAAAAGGCCAGAAGCCCACCCCACCUCUGUGUGCUGCAUUUCUAGAGCAGCCCUUCCCCCCCCCCUUACUGGACCGCCAGCUGCAGCCAGCAUAGUUGGCAAUUGCUCCCCCUCCACCCUUUCAGAAUUGGGAGAAGUAGAUUUGUUCCAAUGGAUUUGCCCACUGAUUCUGAGUUUUAAUCAGACUGGAAUAUUCCUAAAGAGUUGGUCAAAAAGAUAUCCAAUCUCCAAUCCCAGCCUUUUCUGGAUUUCUUCUAUCUUUGUUUAUAAAAUGUGAAUAUUAUCUUCACUAAAAACAUGAAAAUAGUUGACAUACUACGUAUGUAUGUAUGUAUGUAUCAUACUAUGUAAUAAAAUACCUAUAUAAAAUGAUAAAGCAGCAGUUUUCUAAAAAGCAAGGGCAAUUAUUAGGGCAGGUAGCCAAAAGGCUGGCAAAGAAAAUAGACUUAUUAUUGGAAUU